Molecule: messenger RNA, 2160 nt
Organism: Ostrea edulis (European flat oyster)
Lineage: Eukaryota; Metazoa; Mollusca; Bivalvia; Ostreida; Ostreidae
Exons: 1
Coding region: 1-1764 (587 amino acids)
Molecular function (GO): zinc ion binding; protein binding
Source: RefSeq, a predicted model, not a curated record
AUGGCUAUAGCUUCUGCGACACGAGACAUAGCAAGUCUUGACCUUAAAGCUGCGCAGGAUGUUAUCAAAUGUGAUCUCUGUUCUAACUCCGUCGAACUGCAAUGCAACAGAUGUGACGUCAGAUUAUGUGGACAGUGUGUCUCAAAACACGUGUCAAAAAUCCAAACGACUCACGAAAUUGUCACUUUUAUCGGACGGAAGUCGGAUCCAAUACUUCCUACGUGUCAGUUUCAUCUGAACGCAAAAUGCGAGCUGAAAUGUCUAACAUGUGACUCGGUAGUGUGUUCGAAAUGCAUUACGACUGUGCACAAGUUCCACGAUAUUGCAGAUUUGAUGGAAAUUUUCAAGUCCAAAUUGGAUACAAUUCAUCAAGAUGUAUACAAUUUAGAAAAAAUAUGUGUUCCUCAGUACCAAAAUAUGAUUUCUAACACGGAAUCUCGCCUGUCCACUCUAGAACCUGAAUAUCAACUGCUAAAAUCAGCCAUUAAGAAACAUGGACAGGACAUACAUCGAAUGGUGGAUGUCGUAACCAAACGGUUUGAAGACGAGGCUGAGAAAAUGGAGAAAGAAUCAGUGUCAACAUUGAAAAAUCGCGUGUCGGAACUCUCCAGUCUGCUGACCGACAUUCAAGACUUGAUCAAGGAAAACAGGCGACUUCUGCAAUCAAACGAUGUUACAGAAGCAAUCUCUUAUAAUGUUGACAUGGGAAAAUUCAAAACCGUGAAGUCCGAAAUGCCUGUCCCUGUCCCUGAUUUUAGGCGAGUUAAAAUCACAACGGAAGAGAUGUGCAAUCUAUUCGGGACGUUAGAGACUUCACUGAAAGGUAGCUUUAAAGAGAAAUCUGUAAACGUGGAGGCUGACAAGGAGAAGAAGGCGGAUAAGGCAGUGAAAGAGGGAAAAGAUUUCUUACUGAUGCCCAGUUUAUCUGCCAUCAUCGACACCAGUUUCGAACAAGUCCAACGCAUUGCUUGUCACGACAAGAAUGGUGUUUGGGUAAGUGGAAACAAAUCGGACAUUGUACGUAUUGACGGAGAAGGGAAUGUGCUUGAAAUCGUACACACAGGUUCGGGAUACGUCCCUCACGAUCUAGCCGUUAGCCAAGACAAGGAACUCCUCUACUGCGACAACAUAGAGCGCACUGUAAAGAUGGUUCAGAACAAAAACCAGAGGGCGCUUCUACGGUACGAAAUGUGGAGACCUCAAGGUAUUUGUGUAACGUCAGAAGGUGGGAUUUUAGUUAGCUUGUACAACGAAUUAGAAGGACAUAGCAAAGUCAUGAAGUAUGCUAUUCAAAGGCAGAUAGAAGAAAAUCAAGAACUUGCGACUCUACAAACAGUAGAACCAAAACUGAGAAUGGUCAUUCAAUAUGAUGAGAGGGGAGAAAGCUUGUUCAGAUACGCAACCUUCAUUGCCGAAAACGUCAUCAAUAACGAUGUAUGUGUGUCUGACCACGGGAUCAACUCCGUUGUUGUCGUGAGUCAAGAGGGAAAAUUCAAGUUCAUCUACAACAAUGUCCUUUCGCAACGGAAAUUUGAAACUUUUUUUCCGUGCAGCAUCGCCACGGACAGUCAAGGUCACAUCCUAAUCGCCGACGGCGACAAUGACUGUGUCCACGUGAUCAGCAGUGACCGACACUUUCUGUGUUACGUCGACAAUUGCGAUGUCUCGGGAAUUUACGGAAUUGAUGUGGACUCCUCUGAUAAGCUCUGGAUUGGGGAGGUUGAUACAGGGAAAAUUAAAGUCAUUCAAUAUUUGAAUGAAUGAGAGAAGUGUGUCGGAUAUUUCUGUAACAUAACAAUGGCAGAAACACAAAUGACUAUGCUUUAUUCGUCUCCCACUUGGGAGAUUUGCGAUGACAUACUUCAAAAUCACUUGGUAUGAGUGUCAUUGCUGUGGCUAGAUUUAUCAAUGGUACUUGUCAGGGGUGUGAUUUUUCCUCUUUUCAGAGGAAAUCCUCUGAUUUACUCAAUUUUCGAAAAAAUGAAACACUCUGGAUUUGAUCUAAAGUGGCACAAAAUGAUAUUUUUCCAGGUAGGGUGAGGUGUUUUCCUCCCUUUUUGACAAGUUUUCCUCUCAUUUCUGAGGAAUUUAGUCACAUCCCUGACUUGUUCAUGUAUGUAAAUAUUAGAAAUGUCAGUAAAUAUAAGUCUUCCAAAACUA